ACCCUGGUAUCAGCGGCAUCCUCAUCAGUGUGUAGUCUACGCUCCUACUGUCAGCUACGCCAUGUCUCCGUACUUUGCACUAGUACUCCUAGCUGCUGCUGUGCUGUGCCCCGCUGAGGCAGAGGUAGUACGCGUGCAGAAGUGUCACCUGCCAGCUGCCAGUAGAUCGGCAUGUGUAGUUCAUGAAGUAAGGGUUGACCCUUGCCCUGAGGCACUUGAGAACCGGCCUUGCAAAAUAAGACUAGGAGCAAACUACUCAAUGAGCUUCGACUACACACCGACGUUUAGUGCUACAAGGGCAGGCAGUCAAGCAUCCAAAGUAAGUAGUAUAGUCGACAUUCCUUUUGAACAGAUGGACAUCAAUGGCUGCAAGUACACUACUUGCCCCAUAGAGGCGAAUAAGAGACAAGUCUACACAUACGCUAUAGAAGUUGGAACCCAGUUUCCUGCGGCCACCCACCAAGUCAAGUGGAAACUGUGGAAUGAAGACAACCACCAUCAGCAGUGUUGUUUUAAAUACAAUUUACAGUUAGCCUACUAAAAAAGUUAAAACAAAUAUAUAUUUAAGACAGUUAAAUUUUAAUGUGUUUACUUACUAUAGAAAUAAAACUAUUUAAUUUUGUUAAUCUAAGAGUAAUCUUUUAUCAGAAUUAUUGUGAAAUGUUUAAAAAGUUCAUUGAAUAUUUUCCAAAUUUAUUCAGUAAUAGAAACUGGAUCUAAACGCAACAUAACUUGUCAUACCAUUGGGAGUUGACAAUAAUAAGAUUUUAUAUUUAUAAUUUGACUUGUAUGUUCAAAGUAACAUUGCAAUUUGUGAAUGUGUCAAUAGGAAUGAGUUUACAAAUUAAGGUGAGUGUUGCAAUAAAAAUUGUCAAACCCAUGAUAGAGUAUUAGCUGAUUACUUUAAAGCAUUUUAUUGUUCUGAAACAGAUUGGCCUCAUUUUAGCUUAAAAAUACACAUGAACAGAAGUUGAAAAUAAAACAAAGCUGUAAGACUUUGUGAAAUUGUUUCUAAACAUAUCUGUCAGACAGCAUAUCUGUUUAAAUGAACAAAUAUACAUCAUGAAACUGUAUACAGUGGAACCUUGAUAAGUCGGAUUAAUCGGGACCGCGGCCGAUCCGGGUUAACGAAAAUCCGGGUGAGCCGGAGAAUUAGGUAAAAAUUAAUAAAAUACGGUAUACUUACAGAUAAACUCCAUUAUAAUAUUGUAAAAACAUCAAACAUAUGCACAUUUAAUUAUUAUUAAUCCUUACAGUACACUUUAUUUCCUGGUAAAAAACUCAGUCAGCUUUGGUUGAAUGUCGUCUGCCGCGUGCGUGCUGUACGAUCCCGCAGUCUCUUCAACAUGAGCAAUUCAACCGGCGAUGUUUUUUGCCUGCCGCUCGAAAUAAACCAUUAGUUCGUUUAGUUUGGUCACUGCAUUUCCAUGACUCAUCACUGGAUCUUCAAUGUCCCCGUCCGCCUCCUCAGUGUCUGAUUCAUUAGCAUCAGGUAAAAACGACGCGAUCACUUCUUCGUCAGUAAGUGGAAAGGGUCAGAAUUUGGGGGAAAUACGCGUCUGUUAUUGUUUCCGAGAAUCCGGGACAAUGACCGCCACUCAGCCGCCGUAUGCCAUGAGUCACACACUCACUGUCGUACAGUCCCAUCAAAUACUGAUGCAACAUCGAUUCACGGAUACUAUACCACUCAAAAAUAUUACGUUUUUAUUAUUGAAAUGUUUGUCUGAUUUUUUAUUUUUUAAUUGAAAAUCAGUCCGGGUUAGCUGGACUUCCGGGUUAACGGGAGCCGACUUAUCGGGGUUGUACUGUAGUUAAUAUGAUUUACACUGUUAUUAGAAUCAUCUGAUACAAACACCAUGCUACCAUAACACAUUAGUCCCUGUGUGCUUUAUAAUUUGCUUUCUGUGUGUGUAAUAUUUUAACAAACAUUUAUUUUUUUUUAUUUAAAAAUGAUUUAUUUUGAAAAAAGUGUCUAUGUAUUUCCUGACAUAGUCUACUUUGCAUAUAUGAAUGUUUACCUAAAAAUUAUAAAAAAGUUAAUUUUGAGAUAAUAGAUAUACAUACGGUACUAUUUUCCAUAAUAACUAAUUUAUUAUGUGGCACACAAAAUAUUACACGAAACAAAUUUGCGAUAUACAUGUUUACCUAUUUUAGUAUGUCACAAAUAACAAAAAUUUAGACCAAAACUAGCUAGAUUUUCAGAAGUUAUUCAUAACUAAUUUAUUAGCUAGAUAUAUUGAAUAAUAAUUGUGUAGUAAUUAAAGUUAAUGUUGUAAUUUUCAGUACUAAAGAUUUGUUAUUAUUUAUUUUAAAUUUAGUAUUUUAUUUAUUUUUAUGACAAAAGCUAUAUUUGAUUUAAUAUAGUUAUAGAACAAAGAUUGAUAUCAAAAUACUAAAUAUUAUAAAUAUAUAUAGGUACUGUUUUUUAUUUGAUUAUCAUUAAAAAGAAAAAAGUGUUCCCUCUUGGAAACUUUUAUAAAUUGGUAAUUUUGUCCUGGCUCUGUUGUGAUAUAACAAAAACAAAAAGCUUCUGGGUUGCAUUUUAAUAAUAGGCUACCACUGAAUGAGGUGAGUAGUGGAAUUAUUACAGUAAGACAGUAAUAGAGUGAUGUUUUACAUUGUAGAAUCAUUCAAUGUAUUUUUGGACAUUUUAAUCCAUGUUAGCUUUAUAGCAUGAUUUAUUAAGUAAAAAAAAAAAAAAACAGUAUUGAUGAAUAAAUUCAUAUUUUAAGCUUC
This is a messenger RNA of Homalodisca vitripennis (glassy-winged sharpshooter), 2736 nucleotides long. Its product is annotated as MD-2-related lipid-recognition protein-like. The record is from RefSeq and is a predicted model, not a curated record. NCBI's taxonomy places the organism in Eukaryota, Metazoa, Arthropoda, Insecta, Hemiptera, Cicadellidae. Bases 62 to 541 code for a protein of 159 amino acids. Gene Ontology annotation, biological process: sterol transport. The transcript has 4 exons. Gene Ontology annotation, molecular function: sterol binding.